AUGGCCAUUCUAUUAUUCCUCAGCUUGUGUUUAGUAACCAAUACUUACAGAGUUGGUGCUACAUUACCAAUAUCAAGAACAGAAGAACUUGAGGAGAGACAUCGGAAACUCAUCCACAAGCCUCCAAUUAGGAGUAUCCAAACAGAGUUUGGCUAUACCAUUGAUUGUGUUGACAUCAAUAAGCAGCCAGCUUUUGACCAUCCUUUAUUAAAGAAUCAUAAGCUUCAGAGAAAGCCUACUUUUCUACAAAGAAGGUCAAGAACAAGUGAACAUGUUUUACCAACUAGAACCUCAGUGUUUGAGCUUGAAAAAGACUCGUGUCCAAUAGGAUAUGUUCCUAUUCGCAGAACAACCAAAGAUGAACUUAUUCGAAUGAAAUCCUUGUCUGAUUAUACUUAUUAUUCACUGGUUCAAGGUGCCCCUGGUACUCAUUUUGCAGCACUCUACACGAAGAAACGGAAUAAUAAUUCUUAUGUUGGAGUUAAUGCCCACAUUAAUGUUCAUAAUCCAAGGGUAAAGAAGCACCAAAUGAGUUGUGCACAAAUAGCGGUUCAAAAUGGUGAACAUGAUGGAAUUAACACAAUCCUUUUCGGAUGGCAGUCGGAUGCAUUCAAGAAAACGGGAUGUUACAAUAUGCUGUGUCCAGGUUUCGUACAGAUUGACAGAAAUGUCUUUCUUGGAAUCGGUGUGAGAAAUAUUUCAGAUUACGGUGGACAACAAUUUGAACUUCCUUUAUCAAUUUUACAGGACUCAAAUUCUAAAAAUUGGUGGUUAAUAGUCAAUGACAUAAAUGUUGGAUAUUUUCCAGCAGCAUUAUUCUCUAACAUGUCUGUGGCUGAUUUAGUUGGGUGGGGUGGCCGAGUUACUGGUGUUGUGAAAGGAACAAGUCCGCAAAUGGGAUCUGGGUACUUCCCGGAUGGUGAUUUGACACAUGCAUGCUUCGCCAGAAGAAUUUCAUAUAAUGUACCUGAAUCACUUCAAGAACCACAGAAGAAUCCUCUAGAAAUAUAUGUUGAUAAACCUCAUUGCUAUAACCUUACAUAUUUUGGGUUUUUUGAUGACAACAAUCGAUACACCUUUCAAUUUGGGGGCCCCGGAGGGGAUUGUGGUAUGUGA
This is a messenger RNA of Gastrolobium bilobum, 1116 nucleotides long. RefSeq names its product protein neprosin-like. Lineage: Eukaryota; Viridiplantae; Streptophyta; Magnoliopsida; Fabales; Fabaceae. The coding region runs from base 1 to 1116 and encodes 371 amino acids. The transcript is spliced from 6 exons. The record is from RefSeq and is a predicted model, not a curated record.